This is a messenger RNA of Odobenus rosmarus divergens (Pacific walrus), 2262 nucleotides long. It is a transcript of the gene CHEK1, whose product is annotated as checkpoint kinase 1. The transcript has 13 exons. Gene Ontology annotation, cellular component: site of double-strand break; nucleus; cytoplasm. Bases 54 to 1484 code for a protein of 476 amino acids. Gene Ontology annotation, biological process: protein phosphorylation; mitotic G2 DNA damage checkpoint signaling. NCBI's taxonomy places the organism in Eukaryota, Metazoa, Chordata, Mammalia, Carnivora, Odobenidae. Gene Ontology annotation, molecular function: ATP binding; protein serine/threonine kinase activity. The record is from RefSeq and is a predicted model, not a curated record.
GGAUUCCUGUGGUGGCGGGCAAAGGACGGCCUGCCGUGGUCCAUCGUGAAGUCAUGGCAGUGCCCUUUGUGGAAGACUGGGACUUGGUGCAAACCCUGGGAGAAGGUGCCUAUGGAGAGGUUCAACUUGCUGUGAAUAGAAGAACUGAAGAAGCAGUUGCAGUCAAGAUUGUAGACAUGAAGCGUGCCAUAGACUGUCCAGAAAAUAUUAAGAAAGAGAUCUGUAUCAAUAAAAUGUUAAAUCAUGAGAAUGUAGUGAAAUUCUAUGGUCACAGGAGAGAAGGCAAUAUCCAGUAUCUAUUUCUGGAGUACUGUAGUGGAGGAGAACUUUUUGACAGAAUUGAGCCAGACAUAGGCAUGCCUGAACAAGAUGCUCAGAGGUUCUUCCAUCAACUCAUGGCAGGGGUGGUUUAUCUACAUGGUAUUGGGAUAACUCAUAGGGAUAUUAAGCCAGAAAAUCUCCUAUUGGAUGAAAGGGAUAACCUCAAAAUCUCUGACUUUGGCUUGGCAACAGUGUUUCGGCAUAAUAAUCGUGAACGUUUAUUGAACAAGAUGUGUGGUACUUUACCUUAUGUUGCUCCAGAACUUCUAAAGAGAAAAGAAUUUCAUGCAGAACCAGUUGAUGUUUGGUCCUGUGGAAUAGUACUUACGGCAAUGUUGGCUGGAGAAUUGCCAUGGGACCAGCCCAGUGACAGUUGUCAGGAAUAUUCUGAUUGGAAAGAAAAAAAGACAUACCUCAACCCUUGGAAAAAAAUUGAUUCAGCUCCUCUAGCUUUGCUGCAUAAAAUCCUAAUUGAGAAUCCAUCAGUAAGAAUUACCAUCCCAGACAUCAAAAAAGAUCGAUGGUACAACAAACCUCUCAAGAAAGGGGCAAAGAGGCCCCGAGUCACUUCAGGUGGUGUAUCAGAGUCUCCUAGUGGCUUUUCUAAACACAUUCAAUCCAGUUUGGACUUCUCUCCAGUGAACAGUGCCUCUAGUGAAGAAAAUGUGAAGUACUCCAGUUCCCAGCCAGAACCACGGACAGGUCUUUCUUUAUGGGACACCAGCCCUUCAUAUAUUGAUAAAUUGGUACAAGGGAUCAGUUUUUCCCAACCCACAUGUCCUGAUCAUAUGCUCCUGAAUAGUCAGUUACUUGGCACCCCAGGAUCCUCACAGAACCCUUGGCAGCGCUUGGUUAAAAGGAUGACACGAUUUUUUACCAAAUUGGAUGCAGACAAAUCUUAUCAAUGCCUGAAAGAGACUUGUGAGAAAUUGGGCUAUCAGUGGAAAAAGAGUUGUAUGAAUCAGGUUACUGUAUCAACAACUGAUAGGAGAAACAAUAAACUGAUUUUCAAAGUAAAUUUGGUAGAAAUGGAUGAGAAGAUCUUGGUUGACUUCCGGCUUUCUAAGGGUGAUGGAUUAGAAUUCAAGAGACACUUCCUGAAGAUUAAAGGGAAGCUGAGCGAUGUUGUGAGCAGCCAGAAGGUUUGGCUUCCUGCCACAUGAGAGAUCCACUGGAUUCCUGGUGAAUAUAGUGCUGCUAUGUUGACAUUAUUCUUCCUAGAGAAGAUUAUCCUAUUCUGCAAACUGCAAACAAUAGUCUCUGAAGAGUUGUCUUCCCUCUAGCCAAACAUUUUCCAAUUCUUUUUGUAUGUUCUUCAUACAAACAAUACCUAUAUCUUCAUUGUAAGUAAAGCUUUGGGGAACGGAUGGAUAGAAUUCAUUAGAUAUUUCUUCAUCCUGUGUUUAGUGUCUAAAGACCCAUGUGAUGGAAACCAAGCUUUGGGGAUACAUGAGCUUACCAGCUUUUAUACCAGUGUAAUGAAAGAUAUUCUUGUCGCAUUGUUAACAAAACAUUUGGUUUCAUCCAAAAAGUAGGUGUUUCCUAUGUUGAUUUAAUUAUAUGGAUGGAUUAGUAAUAAAGCAAUCCUGUGACUUUUGGACGGUAGAUUUAUCAGUCUAUAAAGUGAAGCCAACUUCAAAAAAUAUAUCCCCAUGAUUUGUACUUAUAUUUUCACAAGGGCCUUACCAAGUACAUAAAUCUUUUUUUGAAUUAUAACUGUUACUUAAAAUUGCAAGUAGGUAUGUUUUCUCCAUUGUAGUUAAUAAUAUAUAAAAUACUGGUUUGUCUUUCAAGUAGAAGUUAAGCAUGGACUCUAGUGCUUAACUACCUUUACUGUAAAAUUACUAUUGCACAUUUUAAAUAUUUUUCUAUAUUAUUUUCUACUUUCACAGCCAUAUUUUAAUUCUUUAUUACAGAAAUAAAUUCUAUUUUGAAAAUGAA